UAAAAGUGUGUGAGGAAUCAAAGUGAUAAUGCAAGGAAAUGACACAUAAUAAGUAGCACAAUGCAUAUUGUUGGUAGUUUUUGUACUUUUAUCACUAUUCAUCAAUAAUGCUAUCCUCACAUUCUAAGGACCUAAAUGAAAUCUAUAAACUUUAAUGUUUUUUCUAAAUGUUCACAUAAUAGAUGGUGAAGCACGGAUUUAAAAUAAAAUUUUUGAUUUAGUGACUUAGUUUACAUUCUAGUCCCAUUUAACUACCUUGACCCAGUCCUAUGCUUAUCUGGUCUUUAAGGUUAUUUUAGCAAAAGUAUUUUUUUUCUAUAUAUUGAUAUAAAUGGUUCAGGAAAGAAAAAGAUUAGUUGAGAUUGGGAGAGGAUAUUGUAGAAAGAGAUAGGAAGACAAAGAGAAAGCAAACAGCAUAAGAGGUACGGUGUAAUAAGAAGAGAUGCAGGGCAGCAAAUUGAGCAGAGGAGGGAAGACAGUGGUUUGCUUAGGAAAUAGGAGUAUAGUGGCCAAUCUGGUGUCAUCGUGGAACUCAGACUAGUUGUACAAAUUAGAAUUGGAAAAUUGGAGCAGCUGAAGAGAAACCAAAUACAGAACUCUGAGAUUUUUUGUUACUUUAUGAUUGAAAAACACUGAACUGUGGAUUUGGAAGAUUGCUGACUUAAAGAAGUUAAAUUGGAGUAUAAAUAGUUUCUGAAAAGGACGCUGACAACUUCAAAGCAAAAUGAAGUUCUUUCUGUUGCUUUCAGCCAUUGGGUUCUGCUGGGCUCAGUAUUCCCCAAAUACUCAAACAGGACGGACAUCUAUUGUCCAUCUGUUUGAGUGGCGCUGGGUUGAUAUUGCUCUUGAAUGUGAGCGAUACUUAGCUCCCAAUGGAUUUGGUGGUGUUCAGGUCUCUCCACCCAAUGAAAAUAUUGUAGUUAGCAGCCCUUUUAGACCUUGGUGGGAAAGAUACCAACCAGUUAGCUAUAAAUUAUGCACAAGAUCUGGAAAUGAAGAUGAAUUCAAAAACAUGGUGACUAGAUGUAACAAUGUUGGUGUCCGUAUUUAUGUGGAUGCUGUAAUUAAUCAUAUGACUGGUAGUGGUGCAAGUGCAGGAACAAGCAGUACUUGUGGAAGUUACUUCAACCCUGGAAAUAGGGAUUUUCCAGCAGUCCCUUAUUCUGGCUGGGACUUUAAUGACGGUAAAUGUACAACUGGAAGUGGAGAAGUUGAGAACUAUAAUGAUGCUUAUCAGGUCAGAGAUUGUCGUCUGGUUGGUCUUCUUGAUCUUGCACUGGAGAAAGAUUACGUGCGUUCCACGAUUGCUAACUAUAUGAACCAUCUCAUUGAUAUUGGUGUAGCAGGUUUCAGACUUGAUGCUUCCAAACACAUGUGGCCUGGAGACAUAAAGGCAGUUUUGGAUAAACUGCAUAAUCUAAACACAAGUUGGUUCCCUGCAGGAAGUAAACCUUUCAUUUACCAGGAGGUAAUUGAUCUGGGUGGUGAGGCAAUUACAAGCAGUGAGUACUUUGGAAAUGGCCGUGUGACAGAAUUCAAGUAUGGUGCAAAACUAGGCACAGUUAUUCGCAAGUGGAACGGAGAGAAGAUGUGUUACUUAAAGAACUGGGGAGAAGGUUGGGGUUUCAUGCCUUCUGACCGAGCACUUGUCUUUGUGGAUAACCAUGACAAUCAACGAGGACAUGGAGCUGGAGGAGCAUCUAUUCUCACAUUCUGGGACUCUAGACUUUAUAAAAUGGCAGUUGGAUUUAUGCUUGCUCAUCCUUAUGGAUUUACACGAGUAAUGUCAAGCUUCCGUUGGCCAAGAUAUUUUGAAAAUGGAAACGAUGUUAAUGAUUGGGUUGGGCCACCAAAUAAUGAUGGAGUCAUUAAAGAAGUUACUAUUAAUGCGGACACUACUUGUGGCAAUGACUGGGUCUGUGAACAUCGAUGGCGUCAAAUAAGGAACAUGGUUAUUUUCCGUAAUGUAGUUGAUGGCGAGCCUUUUACAAACUGGUGGGAUAAUGGUAGCAACCAAGUGGCUUUUGGAAGAGGAAACAAAGGAUUCAUUGUAUUUAACAAUGAUGACUGGUACUUAUCUUUAACUUUGCAAACCGGUCUUCCUGCUGGCACAUAUUGUGAUAUCAUUUCUGGAGAUAAAAUUGAUGGGAAUUGCACAGGAAUUAAAAUCUAUGUUUCCAAUGAUGGAACAGCUAAUUUUUCUAUUAGUAACUCUGCUGAAGAUCCAUUUAUUGCAAUUCAUGUUGAAGCUAAAUUGUAAAAUUCAAAUUAAAUGCAUGUACUCAAAACA
Molecule: messenger RNA, 2290 nt
Organism: Lemur catta (Ring-tailed lemur)
Lineage: Eukaryota; Metazoa; Chordata; Mammalia; Primates; Lemuridae
Gene: AMY2B
Product: amylase alpha 2B
Exons: 12
Coding region: 725-2260 (511 amino acids)
Biological process (GO): carbohydrate metabolic process
Molecular function (GO): cation binding; alpha-amylase activity
Source: RefSeq, a predicted model, not a curated record